Messenger RNA from Malurus melanocephalus (red-backed fairy wren), 1463 nucleotides. RefSeq names its product zinc finger protein 239-like. Gene Ontology annotation, biological process: regulation of transcription by RNA polymerase II. Gene Ontology annotation, cellular component: PcG protein complex; transcription regulator complex. The record is from RefSeq and is a predicted model, not a curated record. Gene Ontology annotation, molecular function: DNA-binding transcription factor activity, RNA polymerase II-specific; RNA polymerase II cis-regulatory region sequence-specific DNA binding. The transcript has a single exon. The coding region runs from base 575 to 1240 and encodes 221 amino acids. Lineage: Eukaryota; Metazoa; Chordata; Aves; Passeriformes; Maluridae.
AGAGGGGGGAACCUUGAGACCCCCUGAGUAGGGAGAACAGAGAGGGGUAAUAGUGGGACCAGGGGGUCCCCGGCACUGUGGAGGAGCAGAGCCCUGUGUCCCCCAGGAUCUCAAAGUGGGGAGCCCAGAGAGGGGGCAGUGCCACAAUUCUCGGCACCCUCAACAGCCUGGAGAGGGGGAGGGGGGACUCCUUGGACCCCCUUGUGCGCCCAAGCAGAUAAUAAGGAGAGAAGUCUGGAGAUAGACUUGGGCAGAGGGACCUUCAAACCUAAAUUGCUCAUCCCUUGUUUUUCCCCCAAGCAGGAUUUCCUAUUCUCAACCAUUGGCUGCAUAGAGAAGGAGGCUUCUGAGGAAGAUGUCCCAGGACCCCCAGGAAGGUGAGGAGGAAAGCACUGCUCCUUUCCCCUCUCUCCUGCUCCAUCUCCCAGCCCAGCAUCGCCGCGGCUGCAGGAAAACCCCGCUGCUGACGCCGUCCUGCUGGGGAUGGAUUGUGAAGAUCUCAUUCCCCUUCCCUCUGGCAUGAAGCAAAUCCCCCCCUCUCCUUGUCCUUCCUCCCCCAGACAAUGAGCUGAGGAUGGAGACCAAGGAGGACAAAUCGUCCCAACAGAACCUCAUGGAAGAGGCCGUUUUGAGCAGCUCCAGAGCACAGGAAUCCAACGAGAAGGAAAAGCCCCAGAGAUCUUGCGCAAGGAGGGGCUCCAAAUCCAGCCCAGGGUGCUCUGAGGGGAAAAGACCCACCCUGUGCCAUGAAGGCACCGAGAGCUUCAGCCAGGGCGUGGAGCUGGAGGUUCAUGAGCAGCUUCACGCUGGGGAGAAGCCCUACAAGUGCUUGGAGUGUGGGAAGAGCUUCAGCCAGAGCCACGACCUGAUCCGUCACCGGCUGAUCCACACUGGGGAAUGGCCCUACGCGUGUGGGGAAUGUGGGAAGGGCUUCAGCUGCAGCUCUGAACUGAUCUGCCACCAGCGCAUCCACACCGGGGAGAGACCCUAUGAGUGUCCUGAAUGCGGGAAGAGGUUUCAAAACAGCUCCAAUCUCCUCCUGCACCAGCGGAUUCACACAGAUGAGAGGCCCUUCCGCUGCCCUGACUGUGGGAAGGGCUUCAAGUACAACUCCACCCUCGUCACCCACCAGCGCAUCCACACUGGGGAGAGGCCCUACGAGUGUCCUGAGUGUGGGAAGAGCUUCUCCGGCAGCUCUCACUUGACACCAACGCUGCCACCGGUGAGGGAAGUCCUGUGAGUGCCCCGAGUUUGGGAAGAGCUCCGUGCGCUGCUCCACCUUCAUCCCCCAUCAGAGGACCCACGUUGGGCAGAGACCUGGUGACCCACAUUCCUGGUGAUCCCGUUGGGAUGACACCUGGCUGGUGGUCUCCACAUCCUCCUGGAUCCCUGUAAGCACCUGCAUGAGCACAGGGGCAGGAACGCCCACGCAGACUCAGAUUGACAGUGGAAAAUCUUUAGAA